Scomber japonicus (chub mackerel) is the source of this 5296-nucleotide messenger RNA. RefSeq names its product E3 ubiquitin-protein ligase RNF19A-like. NCBI's taxonomy places the organism in Eukaryota, Metazoa, Chordata, Actinopteri, Scombriformes, Scombridae. Gene Ontology annotation, molecular function: zinc ion binding; ubiquitin conjugating enzyme binding; ubiquitin protein ligase activity. Gene Ontology annotation, biological process: positive regulation of proteasomal ubiquitin-dependent protein catabolic process; ubiquitin-dependent protein catabolic process; protein polyubiquitination. The coding region runs from base 408 to 2969 and encodes 853 amino acids. The transcript has 10 exons. Gene Ontology annotation, cellular component: ubiquitin ligase complex; cytoplasm. The record is from RefSeq and is a predicted model, not a curated record.
GAGACUCACUCGGGGAAUAUCUACCUCGGCUUGGUCUCUGGGAACUUUUCUACAACAAUUCAUCAACUACGGAGCCCUGAUACAUGGAGUCAGGAGUAUAGCGACACUUGUUCUUUGAAGUCAAAGCGAACCGGGAUAAAUUGAACGGUUUCAUCUGUUCUACAUCUCGGUGUAUCAACUGUUCGCUGUGAUUCAAACCAGGGGACAGACCGCACCACUCCAAAACCUGCUUCCAGCCACCAUGUCCUAGCUCACAUUAGUCCAGCUCCCUACCCCCAACCUUCCUGUCCCUUCAACCCCAGCCCCUCUCUGUAUUUUCCUCCUUCCCCCCCUUUCUGCCCCUCAUCUCUUAUCCCGAUGUGGUGAUUUCUGGUUGUGACACCAGCGGCGCACAUUUUUUUGGCGUGAUGAGCAGCCUGCGCCAGCAGCAUCAUGGCAGCACAGGCUCAGAGCGAGACCUUCACUCAGCUGCUUCCACUGUCAGCCUCCCCUCUAUUAGAAAGACCCCUAAGAAGCGGCGUCUGUCGCUCCACUCGCUGUUCGGUCGGCGGCGGCGGCCGGACCGCGACCCCAAGCGAAAGUCCAAGACCAUGCAGGCCGGAGCCGGGGUGGGCAGCAUCGUCAGCGCAGAGAGUGUCCAGUCAGAGACGUUCCACGAUAAGACCUCUGCCCACUCCCUGCCAGGCGUAGCCUCGACUUCAUCGGCGUCCGGGUCCACAUCGGAGUUCCUCGAGUGCCCCCUAUGCCUGCUGCGCCAUGCACGCGACCGCUUCCCAGACAUCAUGACCUGUCACCACCGUUCCUGCGCAGACUGCCUGCGACAGUACCUGCGCAUCGAGAUCUCCGAGUCCCGAGUCAACAUCAGCUGCCCCGAGUGCUCGGAGCGCUUCAAUCCCCACGACAUCCAGAUGAUCCUGGGAGACCGAGCCCUCAUGGAGAAGUACGAGGAGUUCAUGCUGAGGAGGUGGCUGGUGGCUGAACCCGACUGCCGCUGGUGCCCCGCCCCAGACUGCGGUUAUGCAGUCAUCGCGUUCGGCUGUGCCAGCUGCCCAAAGAUCACCUGUGGGCGUGAUGGCUGUGGCACAGAGUUCUGCUACCACUGCAAACAGCUGUGGCAUCCCAACCAGACGUGCGACACGGCGCGGCAACAAAGGGCCCAGCACUUUCGGCUGAGGAGUUUCCGGUCCUCCUCCCUCAGUUACAGCCAGGAGAGCGGAGCUGCAGGUGAUGACAUCAAGCCCUGUCCUCGCUGUGCUGCCUACAUCAUCAAGAUGAAUGACGGGAGCUGUAAUCACAUGACUUGUGCUGUCUGCGGCUGUGAGUUCUGCUGGCUCUGCAUGAAGGAGAUCUCCGACCUGCACUACCUGAGUCCAUCAGGCUGCACCUUCUGGGGUAAAAAGCCCUGGAGCAGAAAGAAGAAGAUUCUGUGGCAGCUCGGCACAUUGGUGGGUGCGCCUGUGGGCAUCGCCCUCAUUGCUGGCAUCGCUAUCCCCGCAAUGAUCAUCGGCAUCCCGGUCUACGUGGGCAGAAAGAUCCAUAAUCGUUAUGAAGGGAAGGACAUCUCUAAACACAAGAGGAACUUGGUAAUAGCUGGUGGCGUGACGCUGUCUGUGAUUGUGUCGCCCGUGGUUGCAGCUGUCACUGUCGGUAUCGGUGUUCCCAUCAUGCUGGCUUACGUCUACGGAGUCGUCCCGAUCUCCCUGUGCAGGAGCGGCGGCUGUGGAGUGUCUGCUGGCAACGGCAAAGGAGUGCGGAUCGAGUUUGAUGACGAAAAUGACAACAUAGGUAGCGGUGCUGCAGCUACAGACACGACCUCGGUGGCGGAGACGCGGCUCAACAAUCCCAGCCUUGGCGACGGAGCGAGCGUGGGCGGCCUCACAGGCCUUAGCCUCAGUGUGAGCGGCAGCCACAUGGAACGCUGUGGCAUGAGCUCCACUCAGCGGGACAACAUGAGCGACAACGCCAGCACCACCGCUCUCGCUGGCACCAGCAUCACCGGCAGCCUGUCUGGCAGCUGCUACAACAGGAUGGAAGUUCAGGCUGACGUCCAGAAGGAGAGGUGCAGUCUGAGUGGAGAGUCGGCCACCGUCAGCCUCGGGACAAUCAGUGAUAACGCCAGCACAAAAGCAAUGGCGGGAUCCAUCCUCAAUGCCUACAUGCCUCUGGAAAGAGACAAUAGUCUGGAGGUGCAGGCGGAUGUGGAGUCCAAACAGGAGAAGGUGAGACACUACAGCGCCAGCAGCAGCCUGGAUGAAGCCAGCUGCAGCAGCAGCACUGCAGGUCUCAAAGGUGCCAGCGGAGGCACAUGCUCAUGUCCCUCCACCUGCUGCUGUGCGCAGCAUGAUGGCCACCGGUGCCCCUCACCACCUUGGUCAAAGGAACCCUCCACUUCAGGGGGAAAGAAGAGCAAAGGAAAGUUGUGGAAAAGAGGCAGCAGCAAAGGAGAGACGAAAAUUAAUGAGACACAAGGAGACAUGGACGCUCAGCUGCUGGAGCAGCGCAGCACUAACUCCUCUGAGUUUGACUCACCAUCCCUGAGUGGCAGCCUGCCUUCAGUGGCCGACUCACACUGUAGCCACUUCUCAUCAGAGCUCAGCUGCUCGGACCCAGAAACCUCAAGACCAGCUCACCCCCCUUGCUCCGGACUGGCAGAUCCCCUCCCUCACCCUGCGACCACCUUCAACGAGAUCACCAUCACGCCCAUGCCACAGGUGGAGCACGACCGCCUCGAGAAUUUCCCAUCUCAGACUGGCCACGCAGCCUUCACCCACCGUCUGCUGUCCUCGUCCCCUCCUGCUUCUCCCAAAGAGGGAAGCAGUGGGACGUUUCUAUACAUCACAGAGGAGAGCAGAGGCGUCACAGCAGACACAGAGCCAGAAAAGGACGAGAACAUAAAAGAAACCACCGACAACAACACCGUACUGCCUGUAAGCCCAACAAGGAAGCGCUGCAUACAAACAGAUAUCUAAAAGAAACUGUGUGACCACUGCUUGCUCAGAUAGCUUCAUCACCUGCUGUCUUCACUCAUCUUGAGAGGCUGGUGAUGAGGUUUAAGGCUCUAAAGUCUAAUUAUACUUUUUUUGAAUCUGCUGUGGAGUCAGAAAUAUUACGUGAAUGUCUAUACAGUUACAGAAAAGGUCGGGUCUAAGAUGGAGAGAGAUGGUGAAUAAAGUAAAUGGAGCACAGUUAAGUGAAAGGUUGUUUCUGCUCUCAGACGGGAAAUGCAGACGUGAACAAGAAGUUCCAGUAGGUGGAGUUUGAAUGUUUGUGGACGGGUGUCAGGCAGGCUUUUUAAUUGUGGGGGAGAUACUUCAGAAAGCCCCAUCCAGCUGUUAUGAUGAUCUGAUUUCUAGCUGAGCAAUCAAGCUCACAGAAAGCAGAACAGAUGAAGCUGGAGCGGAGUGAGUGAAAUGUCUGAUAUUCUUUUAAAUAGUAAGCUGCUAUAAUGAAGCCUAAACCUCUUCUCCUUUUGUCACAUCUGCAAAAUCCUGUUUUCUUUUAUCUCGGGGGGGUUUCCAUGAAUCAGGGACGGAGACGUCAUCACUGUGGUCCACCACCUGUGCCACCAAUUCACUCUCUGUGACUUUUUAACAGCAUGUAAGAAGAAAGAAAGAGAAAGAAAGAAAGAAAGAAGAAAAAAGCACAGCUGCAGGAUUGUUGAACCUUCUUCUGCGGAGCGUCUGAACCUGAGAGGGACCAGUCCAUGCGUGCAGUAGCAAAUUUUAUUUUUCCAUAAUCACCUUAUUAGAAAAACUGAUUAUUGUUGUUUUCAAAUUACUCCUGUCUAUUUGUGCUACGUGUUUGCUUAUUUUUAUUUUCCAUUUUGGGAAAGUUGGUUUUAAUGUUGCAGCCCUGUGUUGGGUCCAAACUUUUUAUUAUAGCGAGCGGGAAUCGUGUUGACGAGGACUCAAACUGCAGUCCUUGCAUCUUUUUAGACAUUGUGGAUUUUAACAGAUGCGAUUUGAGAGCUCGAGCAAAAGACAGAUGCUAUCGUGCAUUCACUUCACAAGCCCCGGUCUGCACUGGCAAACAAAUAUUUAACUGUUCGUGGUUGCACCUGUGCAAAUGUUUUGAGAGAGUUGUUUUUAAGAAAGGGAAUUAUUCCUCAAAAUAAAAUCAAAGCCCGAUUUUUAGAUCAGACACUGCAGCAUUUCUUACAAAUUAUAGGGCUUCUUUUAAUACUCAGUCACUAAAAACCAGAAAUUCAACCAAACAAUGUAUCUGCAAUAAGAAAACUCAGCUUUCAAGAAUUUGUUCAGUCAAGGAAAAGAAAAAAGAUAAAGCUCUGAUCAACUUGUGCAAUGAGAAAAACACUUUUCAGUGAUUUUAAUAUUCAGUAGUGAAUGUAUAAUGAUGCUAUUAUUGUUACAUUUUUAUGUUCCCUCAGUAAUAUCCAAAUCAAAUUAUAAUUUUUUGGACUCACUUUUGGUGUAUUUAACCUAUGUGCUAAGAUUGAAAUGCAAAUAAUUUUAUAUUUGAUGUUGGACCCUCAGUGCCUUUUUGGGGAAAAUGCUUUGUAAAAGUUUUUUUCCCUCCAUUCUGUAUGUCUUCAGAUUAAAAGCAUAUAAGUCAUAAAAAAAGGAUUUCUAUUUAUCUGAUGCUAAAUACUCCCCUGAAUGCUAGAAGACAGAGCUGAUGCUAAUGUGACUCUAGCUGGUUUAGACUACCAAAGACUGUCAGGCUGCCGACAUUCAGACUGAAACACUUGACAGACACAUUAAUGGAGUUGUGAUGGUACCUGAAUAUUUUAAUAAGUUAGGAGCGUUCAGUUUAUGAAGUCGAAUCUUGCUUUCAGACCAGAAAAGCCACCGUGAGACAACCUGAUUUUAGAGGCAGUAUUUUUGAAAUUACAAGAACCAAAAUGUUUGUAUUUUGGGGGAGAAACUGUCUGAAUAUGGUUCCCUGAAGUAGCCAAAACCUGAUGAAGACAGUAGAGUUGAUUUAACCUUUUCAGAUUAGUUUCACCAAGCGCUGUUUGUCAGCUCUUGUUGGCAAUAAAAACCCUUUUUAUCCAAAGCGGCACGAGUAUCUGAGUUCAGCUUUAGUGAGUUUUCAGCCUAGCUCAUCAGUGGUUGCACCUGAAAUCCCCACACUGUUGAUGUUUCUUUUUUUUGAAAAAUGCCCGUUUAACUCCUGUGAGUUUUAUAUUAUUAUUAUUUGAAGACUGGUGCCAGGUCUAUUUUCUAACUUGGUCAAAAGAAGCUUAUGCUAUUUGAAAAAUUAUAUAUUUCCUAAUUAUUUGCUUUGUAAUGUGCAUGUAAAUGCAUAUCCUUAAACAAUAAAAUCUUCAAUCAAG